Messenger RNA from Iphiclides podalirius (scarce swallowtail), 774 nucleotides. NCBI's taxonomy places the organism in Eukaryota, Metazoa, Arthropoda, Insecta, Lepidoptera, Papilionidae. The record is from the annotation of a GenBank genome assembly.
AUGAGUAAGUUUGCAAUUCCAACUGAAGCCAAGCACAUACUGGCAGAAUUACGAAAUGAGCUGUUUAAUUCAUUUACAGAUACACCCAUUAACCAGAUGGAUCAUUGUGUUUCAAUAAGUACAUCACAGCAUUCAAUAUCUAUGGAAUUCACAAAUGAAAACGAACCUUCAACCCAAACUUUGGCUAAGAAAUCUCAUAAAAACAAGGGUAUUACAAAGGAAACCAAUGUAAAGCCAUUAUCCGACUUAACCCCCAAAGGGCAAAAGUUGUUCAGAAGUAAAAAUUUGUCAGAAACAUUAAGACGGAGAAAACCAUUCUCAAGAGUCGAUAAGCAAAACAGAAGUUUUAAAAGUAAUUUGCAGUCUAAUAGUACAGCUGAAAAUAUUAUUAAAAGAAAUAGAAGCAUGAUUUGUGCUAAGUGCGGGAUAACUUCAAACGAAGAUUCAUCUUUGACCUUCCAUAGAUUUCCUCUGCCAUCCGUUCGUGAGUCUCUAAAAGCAAAAGUUUGGGCCAAAUUUUGCUUUCCGAACGUAGAUUGUAUCUCUGACCAAUCGCUGCGUAAUUUGUACAAGCAGCAUAAGAUGCUAUGUGGUAAACAUUUCGAUAACUCAUCAUUCACCAGCGGUGAUAGAAAGAGACUGAAUAAGUUUGCCAUUCCAACCGAAGCCCAGCACAUAUUGGCAGAGUUACGAAAUGAGCUGCUUAAUUCAACCACAACCGCAACACAGAAAAUUAAUGUCCUGCCAGUCGUACAUGCGAACGGAAAAGUUGGU